Paramacrobiotus metropolitanus is the source of this 1790-nucleotide messenger RNA. RefSeq names its product tubulin alpha-1A chain. Gene Ontology annotation, cellular component: cytoplasm; microtubule. Gene Ontology annotation, molecular function: GTP binding; structural constituent of cytoskeleton. The coding region runs from base 226 to 1581 and encodes 451 amino acids. The record is from RefSeq and is a predicted model, not a curated record. Gene Ontology annotation, biological process: mitotic cell cycle; microtubule cytoskeleton organization. The transcript has 8 exons. NCBI's taxonomy places the organism in Eukaryota, Metazoa, Tardigrada, Eutardigrada, Parachela, Macrobiotidae.
GUCUGUUCUACCCUUUCUCCGUCCUUAUCGACGUUUUAUACAGUUCCAAGUUAGUGACUUUUCCCUGCACCGCCAACUUCUAUCGACCAUUUAUUUCACAGUCACAGCCAGGCGUUGAUAUUCUUGGUUGUCCUCAAAAUUCUCGCAAAAUAAUAACGCUGAUCUAACCUUGUCGCUCCAUUUGCACAUUAUCCUCCGAAGAGUGUUCCUUUUUCUGCCGAAAUCAUGCGUGAAUGCAUCUCAGUGCACGUCGGACAGGCGGGAGUCCAGAUUGGCAAUGCCUGCUGGGAGCUGUACUGCUUGGAACACGGAAUCCAGCCGGAUGGGCAAAUGCCAUCUGAUAAAACUAUUGGCGGAGGCGAUGAUUCCUUCAACACGUUUUUCAGCGAGACCGGAGCUGGAAAACAUGUCCCGCGUGCCGUGUUCGUCGAUCUGGAACCCACUGUUAUUGAUGAAAUUCGCACCGGGACAUAUCGGCAGCUGUUCCACCCUGAACAGCUGAUCACCGGUAAGGAGGAUGCGGCCAAUAAUUACGCGCGUGGCCACUACACGGUCGGGAAGGAAAUUGUCGAUCUGGUGCUGGAUCGUAUCCGCAAGCUGGCUGAUCAGUGCACCGGCCUGCAGGGCUUCCUGAUUUUCCACAGCUUCGGUGGCGGAACGGGAUCGGGAUUCACUUCUCUGCUGAUGGAGCGCCUGUCGGUUGACUAUGGGAAAAAGUCCAAGCUGGAAUUCUCUGUGUAUCCGGCUCCUCAGGUGAGCACGGCUGUGGUCGAGCCAUAUAACAGCAUUUUGACCACGCAUACUACUCUGGAGCAUUCCGAUUGUGCAUUUAUGGUGGAUAACGAAGCCAUCUACGACAUUUGCCGCCGCAACUUGGACAUCGAGCGCCCGACAUAUACAAAUUUGAACCGUCUGAUUGGCCAGAUUGUUUCCUCAAUUACUGCUUCUCUGCGCUUUGAUGGAGCCCUAAAUGUCGAUCUUACGGAAUUUCAAACUAAUUUGGUGCCAUACCCUCGUAUCCACUUUCCGCUGGUGACAUAUGCUCCGAUUAUUUCCGCUGAAAAGGCAUAUCACGAGCAGCUUACGGUGUCGGAGAUUACUAACGCGUGCUUCGAACCAGCUAACCAAAUGGUCAAGUGUGAUCCCCGCCACGGAAAGUACAUGGCUUGCUGCAUGCUGUAUCGUGGCGAUGUGGUGCCCAAGGAUGUUAACGCUGCGAUUGCGGCUAUCAAAACUAAGCGCACCAUCCAGUUUGUUGAUUGGUGCCCCACUGGAUUUAAGGUUGGCAUUAAUUAUCAGCCGCCGACCGUCGUUCCUGGAGGCGAUUUGGCCAAAGUCCAGCGAGCUGUGUGCAUGCUGAGCAACACCACGGCCAUUGCCGAAGCAUGGGCUCGCUUGGAUCACAAAUUUGACCUGAUGUAUGCUAAGCGUGCGUUCGUACACUGGUAUGUCGGUGAGGGAAUGGAAGAGGGUGAAUUCAGUGAGGCCCGCGAGGAUCUGGCGGCCCUGGAAAAGGAUUACGAAGAAGUGGGAGUGGAUUCAGUCGAAGGCGAGGGUGAAGGAGAAGGCGAAGAGGUUUAAUCGCCAAUGCUAACAGCGUGCGUAGAAGCCGUUUUCGGUCAUCAGUUUUCUCGGUUUAAUCAUUCUUGUGGUUUUGUAAUUUUUUGCAGGACUUGCUGUAAUCUCACGAACUAUUCUCAUAUAUAUCUCAAUUUGUACUUACGAUGUUCCUGACUUGUAUUCCUGUCAGUGGUACUCUGUCUGACGGUCUCUUUAAAUAUUUUGCAUGG